This is a messenger RNA of Effrenium voratum, 2703 nucleotides long. The record is from the annotation of a GenBank genome assembly. NCBI's taxonomy places the organism in Eukaryota, Dinophyceae, Suessiales, Symbiodiniaceae.
AUGGACAUCAUCAAUUAUUAUGCGGAUUUGGGCAUUGAAGAUGAUGCAGAUGAGGCAGCGAUCAAGAAAGCCUACCGGAAGUUGGUGCUGAAAUGGCAUCCAGACAAGCAUCCGGAGAACCGAGAUGAGGCAGAGACCCAGAUCAGAAAAAUCAACAGUGCCUACGAGGUCUUGAGCAAUCCCACCAAGCGCUCCACGUAUGAUGAUCAGCGGAGGGCGGUCAGAAGGAAGAAGCAAGGCUUCGGACCACCGCCUCCCAGCGGGGCCCCGAGAAUGAGAAUUCCAAAAGAGUUUAUGAUGAUGCCGAUAGGCUUUCCUGAUAGGUUUGUCCGCUACAAUGGCCGACGCCUUUUUGUCCACAGCAGGAAGGACGACGCAGAUUGUGAAUUCAAGACCUUCUUUGAAGACACCAAGUGGUCCCUGUGGUGGCUGCCGGAAGUGAACAACAUGUGCCGGGUGAGAGCCCUCGGGUCGAAGGCUGCUGGGGAAAAGAUGGGCGUAGCUGCUGGCCUUUGUGGGGGCUUGAACUUAUCCUUCUUCAUCGACCCAGCCAGCCCUACUGACUCAGAAGUUGGCCUGGAAGAUGCCCGAAAAGGAGAGAAAGUUGAUAAGGUGAAUUUCAUUGCCGUGACAAGUCCAUCAUAUGAAGGUGCCUUCCGAUUCGAGGCGGCGUACCGAAGAGGCUUUUACCUGACCUUCUUGCCGCCUAACCACCUUCGCGUGGCGCCAUAUGGCGAGGAUGACAGAGGUAUCGCCGACUUUGCCUUGGUGGACUUUGGGGUAAUGUUCAAGUUCAUCGAAAUGGAAGAGGUGCUGCAGCCAGCUGUGGCGGCCUACAAAGGCUGGGUCACGCUGGAGCAGCUGCGCAAGGAUCCCAAUAUUUUGCUGUACUUCAAAAACAUUCUGCAGAAGCCAGUAUGGGACAACGAGGACUUCAUCAUUUAUUUCGAGGGGCACUGGGAGACAUGGGAGUACAACAAGGAGACCCUGUCUUUGCGGCUGAGAACCAAAGAGGAGAAGCUGGCUCAGAUGCUUGCCACGGUGAAGGACAUUGAUGGUGUCUCAGCAGUGGUGGCAGGUGCCAAAGACGAGCUCCUCAAGCUGCCUCUACCCGCUGCAGCUCGGGCAUUGGUGGUCCUGGCCGCUUCCACUCACGAUGGCGAAGGGCUUGACGUGAGCAAGACCAUCAACCGCAUCGCUGCUCAGAAGAAGCUGCUUUCAAACUUAUGGAGCAUUUUGCGUUCAGCAACAAAUGGCGGCGAGGUGGUCUUGCCAAUGUUUGACUUGCUGGAUAUGGCUGACCUUGCUGGUGCCGUUGGUGGGCCUAGUGCGGCCAGCGAUUUGGUCCAUACUCGGCAGGCCGCGCAGCAGGCAGUGGCUGACAUUGUGUUCCGACAAGUCGAGCAGGACAAAUCUAAGGUGGACGUGGCGUUGCUUCCUCGAGUCCUUCGUCUUCCUGGAGUUGCGGAGAUAGACAAAUUCUUGACAACAAUGUGCCAGUCAUUUGUUGCGGAAGUAGGGCUGGAGCAAGCUCUCGAGUUUGUCAAGUCAGCCGGUCUGUCAAGCUGUGUGGAGGUCGCGAACACGUUUGCCACGUCGGCGCUCCUCAUGAUGGACACCAAGCAGCCAGAGCCGAGCACGGAGGAGCAGCUGCAAGUCCUUCGCAUCAUGGGAUCGGCUGGGGCAGCGCUAGAAGACAUUUCAGGUCGGCUUGCAGGCUUGGCUUCGGCCGCAAAGGUCGAAGAUCUGGUGGAAGUGGUGCUGGCCAUUGGGGAGCGGGGCUUCAGCUCGGACUCCUUGGCUCAGGCGACGCAAGUGCUGGCUGCGAAGCUGGCAAGCCAGCAGCUGCAGCCAGCGCGCUUGUUGGAGCUUGCAGUGGCCUCCACCAAAAGUUCAAGCCUGUCCCCAGCUGUCGGGGCUGUGGCUCGCGCUGUUGCGGCAAAUGCGGCAAGUUGGCCUGUGAGCGAUCUUGUACGUCUGCUGCUUGCAGUGGCAAAAGCAAAGAAGGCAUUGAAUCCUGAAGACAAGUCGCAGCUUCUCACAAAGGCGGCAGUCGCUCUCAAGCCUCAGCUGGGGUUCCUGCCGGCAGCAGAUGUCAUCAAGCUGGUGCUUGCGGUUGCCGGUGACGGGUGCUCUGACCUUCUGGAGGCAGCCGCCGAGGAGGCCAUUGAGCGCCGCAUCUCCGGGUUCCCCCCGGCGCAGCUGCUGGUGCUGUCGCAGGGACUGGUGGCGGGCCUUGGGGCCAAGCACAGCCUGGUCGAUAAGUUGGUUGAGUUCUGGUCGGAGACCUUGAAGGAGUGGACAAAGGGAGCUGGGGGUGGAUGGGACAGCGACGACGAAGAUGUCACCAAGCAGCGCCGCGAAACGGAGAAGAAGUCGCGGCUUUCAGCGGACCAAGUGGUGCAGCUUGCAAAGAUCACAGCUGCCGUGGCUUCAAAGCCUUUGACAGAUGCCAUAGGGGCACACCUGGUUGCCCGCGUGAAAGAGUUGACGGAAGCUGGACGAAAGGCCGUGGAUGCUCAAAUUGCAGAUGGGGCACUUGCAGCAUACUCACGCAAAGAUCGGCUGAAACGGGCAGUUGCAGCUGCUGGUGCAAGCCAAAGCCGCAGCCGAAGCCGCAGCCGCCGAAGAAGCAGAAGUAACAGCAGGAGGCGACGGAGAAGCCGAAGUCGCAGCCGCGGUCGAGACCGUGACCGCAGAUAA